Rattus norvegicus (Norway rat) is the source of this 2113-nucleotide messenger RNA. Lineage: Eukaryota; Metazoa; Chordata; Mammalia; Rodentia; Muridae. The record is from RefSeq and is a predicted model, not a curated record.
CAUGCAUUGUCUCGAGUAGUAGAUUUACUUUUAAGAAAAAUCUCCCUCCUCCUUGGUCCCUAGAGAUUUGGGUGCUAAGGAAAAUCUGUUCUCCAAUUCAGGGUUGUAAGCAACUCUCCCCAGCAAAAGCAUUGUUGACUUCUAAUGAAACAGAGAGAAAUAUCUAGCUUUGAAAUACAGGUUGCCAAAUGGUAUUCCCAGUGACACAUGAGAGACUGGAGGAAAGAGUCCCCACAGAAAUUCAUAAGUGUGGGGAAAGCUGGUUAGUAGGUAGGCCAUAGAACUUUCCAGUAACAUCAUCAGCAAGCCCUUCACUGGAUAAUCUAUUGUAUCUAAGAGAUCCCUAGAAUCUUCUGUGAUGUCACCAGUGUUGUGGUGACACCAACUGCCUUUGGGAUAUUCCUUCAGUUCCCUUUGGGCUCACAAGCAGGCAUGUUUCGCCAGCUGCUCAGGCAAUUUCGCAAGGAAAGUGGAGAUCAAGGAGAGACCACACCAAGGGAGAAGGAAGAUGACCCCCUCUCUAGUGAAACAGGAAGGAGGAAAUCAUUCUGGGGAAGGCUUGGUGAGUCCUGGGCAGAGGGAGGAGUAUCCUCAGGAGGUUUUGGUAGGAAGGCAUCAUCCCAAACUGUCAUCAGUAAGCAAGAGGAGUGUCUAAAGGAACUGGAGGAACUCAAAUUUGAAAUCCAGAAGUGUCAAUUCGAGAGGGAUGAACUUUAUCAAAUCCUGGACCUUUAUAUCUAUGAUGAUUGGGACCACAGGCUGGAUGUCGAAUUGCCAAUACUUCAAUCCGAACAUGAGAUGAGAAUGAUGGCUAUGCAAAUGAUGACCAACUCAAUAAGUGAUGCCAUGGAGAGGUACAAGGAGCUCAUACAAGUGAACAGUUCCUACUGCAUCAGGCACUCCCAGCUCCUGCGUGAACAAGCUCAAUUGAAGAACAAAAUACAGAUUUUGCUGAAUGAGAAGAGAGAACUGCUGGUGGAGCAGACUGAACUGCCAGCAUCCUCAGUGGAGGCAAAGAGGUUCUGUGAAGAGACCGGAAUGAACAUAUGUGACCCCAGAGCCAAGCAACAGCAGGUCUGAAAUUCUCCAGCAGAAACUCGAACAUGACACAGACCAGGACAAGAUCUCCCUUGGUGAGAAGAGCUACAGGAGGAGAACAAAGUGUGCACAGCAAAUACACCACUAUUGUAUCUCAUCUGUAAUGUCCAUAGCAAUUGUGGACUCCACUUUCCUCCUUUAGUUUAACUUCUUCGGAGUGAAUAGGCCGUACUUUCACUUCGCCUCUCUCCAGCAAGUGUGCACUUUUGGAGGGACUCAGAGAAGUGCUGAUGCACAUCAAUCAAGAGCUGCUGGUCAUCCAGAAAGACUAUGCACAUUUAAAUUUGUACUUGUCCUGAUGGGUCAUCCAGAAGAGUUUCAUGGAGAUCAGUUCACAAUAUUGGAAAGACUUUGAGACAAAGUCUGUAAUAUCAUUUAUACUCAAUAUUGGAUGGCUUUUUCCUUAAUAUCCCCACUCCAACAAAACAGACCUACUUCCACUCUUCUUGAUAAGAUUAUUACCAUCAGUAACUGCUUGUCUACUAUGUCUCCAAGGCAAGCCACAGGCUAUAAGUUUAUUCUGCAAAAGGAGCAGCUAAAGAAUGCUUAGCGCAAUUCCUCUAUUUAAAGUUUGGUUGAGUUUUGAUUAUUUUGGUUAUUUGGUUUUCCUCCUAUUCAUUUGAAGUUUUGUUAUUUAUGUGUUGUUGUUUUGUUCAUUUGGUUUUCUAUUUUGAUAAGGGUAUAGACUGUAUAUAUUGACUACCUGCAUCUGGUUACUAUCAAGUAAAUUGGAUGUAUUCUGGUCAAUAAAGGAGUAAUCUCAAACUCUUCACUCUUAAGAACCUUCUUUAUUGAUCAUUAGUGUCAACAUCUGAAGUCCCACAGCUAUCAGGGAGGGAUGGAUCUCUACAUUCUCAUGGGGACUGGGCAUUAAAUCACUUCCCAGUCAGACUGAGAUUCAAAGGCAGUUACACAGUCACUGUUCACUGUUUUCCCAACUCUGUGAAUUUCAAGUUCAUCAUGCAUAUAUUACCCACUGUGUAUGCUUGCUGUCAAAUAUGUAGUUACCUCUAAA